Messenger RNA from Darwinula stevensoni, 2953 nucleotides. The record is from the annotation of a GenBank genome assembly. Lineage: Eukaryota; Metazoa; Arthropoda; Ostracoda; Podocopida; Darwinulidae.
AUGUCGGAGGAGGGGGAACGGAGGAAAACGGAAGAGGCGCAAGACGAGGUUGGAAGGAAGAAAAGAGAGGAGGAGAAGAAGAAGCAGAAGAGAAGAGAAUCCGUGGAUAAGGUGGAGACGUGUUCCUCGCCCCAUAGCCGAACUGGCGGGAAUUCCUUCGCCAUGGAAUCCCCCACAUCCUUCCCUGUCCCUGGCUCAUCCAACCGAUCGCCGGUUAUCGCCAGCAACAAUUCUCAACCAGUGCAACCGAAUCGAAGCCGCCUCUAUAUCCUCUGCUGUUCCGUUUGCAUCUGGGUUCCAUUGGAGGAGAUCCGCAGCUGGGGAGAGUCAUUUGAUCGCCUCAUGAAGCAUCAAGCCGGAAGAAGGGUGUUCUCGGAAUUUUUGAGGCACGAAUACAGCGAAGAGAACAUGCUUUUCUGGGUAGCCUGCGAGGAGCUCAAGAAUGAAACCGAUGUGGUUCGGGUGUCAGAGAAAGUCCGAGUCAUUUACGAAGACUACGUGUCCAUCUUAUCGCCAAAAGAGGUGAGUCUUGAUGCCCGUGUGAGAGAGCUGAUCAACCAGCGGAUCACAAAACCUUCCCCAGAUAUCUUCAAAGAGGCUCAGGCGCAGAUAUAUAUUCUGAUGCAGAGGGACUCCUAUCCACGGUUUGUCGUGUCUCCGAUUUUCUACAAAGUUGCAAACUUCAAGAACAAAAAGAAGAAAGUGAAACGACAAGGAAGCAAAACGGCGUGAGAUCACAAGUGAAUCUUCCUCAUACCAUGGGACCAGAUGGACUUCACUGGUGACAAGGACUAGAGUUUUAAAUUUGUCUUAGAGUGAUCACUUGUGAUACUGCCUUCUAUCAGUUUCUCUCUCUGUCUCCGUCUAUAAUCCGCACUCCAAGACCAUGGAUGUACUCAUGGAGAUCGUUUAUAGUCACGCCUAGUCAAGCAUCCUAGUCAGAAGAGAGCACAGGGCUAUUGCUCAGUGUUCUCUCAUUCUCUCUUCUCCUCCAACAAUGCAUCUUGUGAUAUUUUUCUUCUGAACACCUCCGCUGACAUCGGAUAAGCUGCCAUUCUUGGAGUCUCCUCCCCUUCUUCUUUUCCUUAUAGCUUGCCAGUGCACAAAAAAGGAAAUAUAUAGUUGCGUCAGAUUUGCAGAUGACUAUGCUCAGGAGAAAUGUGUUUUGCAUGCAUGAAGAGUCUAACAUGGAGUCAGCCCUUAUAGCACUAAAUCUGUUUCACAGCAAUCCAUUGAGAGUUGUUCUCAGCUUAGAAAGAGCGUCUCAUGUGGCUUUCAAAUAGAUUCUCAACCAGGAGCAAUUGUUGAGUAACACGAUUUCAUUUUUAACGCAACAUAUCUGUUCAUCCAGACUGACAAUCUGUAGCAUGCUGGGAUGCCCAUUCACUGGAAUGCAUGUCUUUACUCUGUACCUGGGGUCAAUGUGUGAGUGAAAAUGGUUGUGCUGUUCCAAUGAUUGAACAAGAUUUAAUAGCAUGGUGAGGGAAUUGCUCUUUUGAGGUUGAAAAACUCAAUUGUCCAGGCUGUGGACCUUCAUCUCUGAACAACACAGGCCAGGCCUCCUAGAAAUACGCUUGAGAUGAAGUUUUUUUUUUUUUGGUCAUUGAAAAAAUGGAAGAAUGAUUGCGACCACGGUCUUCCGAAAGUUGAGGUCUGGCAACUCGGGCCCAAAAUGUAUCUAGGAACAGAUCAGCCCAUCCUCUGAUGGGCGUAAUCCAUUCCGCUUGGUCGAAGUCGUGCUCGAAAAAAAGUCGCAGAGAUUUUUGACAUCACUGUUUUUUCAUAAGUGGGGCUGGUGUCAGGUAUUCUCAGUUUUUCUCCCAUGAGGCACAUGGGAAUCAGUAUGAAUGUCACCAACUGAAUGUGUAGAGCAUAGCUUCCACUAACCGUGUAUGUUUCUACAGAUGAUCUUAAUAAACAAGCACGCUCUUCUCCCUUCAUAGCUGUACAUAAGUUGAAGUUACUCUUCGUCAACAUUUAACCAUCUCCACGAUGACAAAAAGGCGUACGAGUAUAUAUAGGAUAGCAUCGAAGUCAGAAGCGUAUCGAGUGCGAAGCAAACCAUGGAAACAGCUAGAUUCAGAGAAAAGGUUCAACGUCAUACGAAGCGGAGAAUGAGUGUAAGUUUAGGUUUUCAUAUAGUCUGCCGUCAGCUGCUAGAUACCUGGUGCGUGUCACCCAUUAUCUGAAACUGAAACCUAUGCUUUUAACUGCAUGGGACUCGAGACUAAAAAAUGAAUGUUAAUAACAUAAGCAGCAAAUCGAUCAUAUCUUUAUUGCUUAGAGCCUCUGCAGUUAGGAUUUAACGGGAGAAGCAAGACAAAAUGAGUGAGGAAGUAAGAAGAAAGCAGUUAAAUAAGAGAAUACCCAAUGUCUCCAGAAGUUAAUUUUGUCCAUAAUUUAGCUAGAAACUCAUUCUCCUUUUUAAAUAAAUUAGAAAUGGGGUGGGGAGGAGGUAUAAGCAGCCUACACCCAAAUUCAGUUAGGUCAGAAAUAAAGGAAUAAUCGAACUUUCUCUGAAGCAUUUGACAGCACUGAGUCAGCAGAACGAGAUUAAAGUUACACCAAUGAGCGUUAUAGUCACUAGUCAGUCUCUCCAAGAGAGAAUGGGAAUUGCCAGACCUCUACUUCAUGGACCUUGAUUGUGACAUUGUUCUUCAUGAAGCCACCUUUGAAGGCUUCUGCUCAGCUCACACAUGAAGUUUUCUUAGCAACAGUGACAUAGAUGUACAACGUAGCAACUAUGUCACUGUUUAUGCAUUAGAGUUGCACAAUGUAGUCCAAACUUGCUGUCAGGAUUGAUUUUGGUGCAAUAUUGUCCUCAUGGCUUCUCACAUGCCAGCAAUAUGAUUCUAUGAACUGGCUAGUAUGUGCCUACGUUCUUGUAGUUAGCACUUGACAUUCCAUUCCUCUCUUCUAUUCCAUAUUUAAAAAAUCUGAGCAAUUUUCUGUC